Drosophila bipectinata is the source of this 515-nucleotide messenger RNA. RefSeq lists its product as uncharacterized. The record is from RefSeq and is a predicted model, not a curated record. NCBI's taxonomy places the organism in Eukaryota, Metazoa, Arthropoda, Insecta, Diptera, Drosophilidae.
UUUCGUUUAUUCUUUUUUUAAAUAUUCAAAUUAAAUGGAGUCUUUACUUAAGUAUCGGUAUAGUUUAGUGGCUGGUUCUUUUGCUGCCGGUGGCAGUUUUUUCGGGAAGCUACCAAGUCAUCUCAAGGCUCAAAAUUUUUUAAAUUUGACCGAUAACCCUUCAGAUUCCUCUUAUUUGGGAACAGGAUUGGUUCAAGUUUUACCUUUGGUUUUAAUGGUAAUCUGCAAUGUUGCCAAUUUGCGUUGCUUUCUAAAAGCCCUCCAAAUGACGGAGCAAACAUUAACCUGUGUUGUUUUAACUGCCGCUUCUAAUUAUAUCUUAUCGUUUAUUUUGGGGGCUCUGGUCUACCAAGAGCCACUGACGGCAUUAUCUGGCGUUGGAAUAACUCUUAUAGUGGCGGGUCUUUGGUUCCUGUGCGAUGACGGAGGAGCUGCUGAAACUAAGAAAAAUAAAUCUGACAAAGAAAAAUAGAAGUAGCAUUAAAAAAAUAUACUAUAGUUUGAGAACUCUUUUU